Messenger RNA from Ailuropoda melanoleuca (giant panda), 1167 nucleotides. Its product is annotated as olfactory receptor 5. The record is from RefSeq and is a predicted model, not a curated record. Gene Ontology annotation, molecular function: G protein-coupled receptor activity; olfactory receptor activity. Gene Ontology annotation, cellular component: membrane. Gene Ontology annotation, biological process: G protein-coupled receptor signaling pathway. The transcript has 2 exons. Lineage: Eukaryota; Metazoa; Chordata; Mammalia; Carnivora; Ursidae. Bases 142 to 1149 code for a protein of 335 amino acids.
CAAUGGCUUACAAAUUCUAUUCGGCAUUUGUCUGUAACAAUUUCCAACAGAAGCUGGGCUAGCCCAGUCCUAGGGUCUCCUUGCACUGUGAACCGAUUCCUCAUUUUUUUUUUUAACUACUGUGUCCCUGAAGAAACCAGAAUGUCAACAAACUUUGUCUCUCCCCAGAUGGAGAGGUCCCUGGAGUCGGGCAACAUGACCAGAAUCCAGGAGUUUGUCUUGCUGGGCUUGUCCGCCAGGCUGGGCAUGAGGGAUGUCCUGUUUGCCGUCUUCCUGACCCUCUACCUGCUGACCCUCCUGGAAAACACGGUCAUCAUCUAUCUCACCUGCAGUCACAGCGAGCUCCGCAAGCCCAUGUACUUCUUCCUGGGCAACCUGAGCUGCCUGGAGAUGUGCUACGUGUCAGUGACCAUGCCCAGUCUGCUCGUGGGGCUGUGGAUUGGACCCUUCCAUGUGUCCUUCACAGCCUGCAUGACCCAGCUCUUCUUCUUUAUAGUCCUCAUCUGCACGGAGUGCACCCUCCUGGCCUCCAUGGCCUAUGACCGCUACGUGGCCAUCUGCCGCCCACUCCACUACCCACUGCUCAUGAGGCCCCAGGUCUGCCUGGGCUUGGCCAUGACUUCAUGGCUUGGAGGGCUGCUGGUCUCGGUGGUCAAGACGUCUUGCAUCGCCAGUCUGUCCUACUGCGGCCCCAACGUCCUCAACCACUUCUUCUGUGAUGUCUCUCCUCUGCUCAACCUGUCCUGCACUCACGUGGCCCUGACCGAGCUGGUGGACUUCAUCUCCGCCGUCGUCAUCUUCUGUGGGUCAUUACUGGUCGCGCUGGCCUCCUACGCGGCCAUCGGCAGGACCAUGCUCCGCAUGCCAUCAGCUGCCACCCGCCGCAAAGCCCUCUCCACGUGCGCCUCCCACCUGCUGGUGGUGGGCACCUUCUACGCGGUGGUCCUCUUCAUGUACUCCCACCCCAGCCGCAUCAACUCCACGGACCUCAGCAAGGUGCUGUCAGUCGUCUACACGGUGGUCACGCCCAUGUGCAGCCCCGUCAUCUACUGCCUGCGGAACAGGGAGGUCCACACGGCGCUGCAAAAAACUCUCCGCUCGCGCUGGGUCUCUGCAGUGAGAACCGACCUUGCCCACUCCCGAUUUUAAGAGAACAAAUGAUGGUCA